Molecule: messenger RNA, 1154 nt
Organism: Triticum dicoccoides
Lineage: Eukaryota; Viridiplantae; Streptophyta; Magnoliopsida; Poales; Poaceae
Exons: 6
Coding region: 22-546 (174 amino acids)
Source: RefSeq, a predicted model, not a curated record
UCUGUUUCUUUGAUCGGGUAGAUGGAGGAGAGGAUAAAGAAGAAGCGACACAAGAUCGUGCAGGCCAAGACCGGCUCGUCCAAUGCCAUGAAGGUCGUCUUCAACAAGUUUGAUUUCUCCAAUUCAUAUAUAUGGUUUGAGUUCUACAAUGCUCUAUUGCCAAAAGAUGUGAAAUUAAUUUGUGAUACUCUGCGAUCAUGGCAUAUACCUGGACGCCUUGGUGGGUGCAAUUCCGUGAAUAUGCAGCUAUCACAGUUGAGUUUAGAUUGUAAAAGACCAACUUAUGAUGCUCUUGAAGCAGCAAACGCCACACCAACAUCCUUUUACAACAUUGGUGAUCUAGAGAUUCAAGAGAACCUAGCACGUGUCUGGGUGGACAUUGGUAUUCAAGAUCCAUUGCUUUUGGACAUCCUGCUUAAUUCAUUAACCACCAUAAAUUCGGAUCAUCUGGGCAUUAAGGAAGUACAGUUCGGAGGGUCAGAGUUUCAGAGCUGGAACGACAGCUUGAAUACUGAAGAAGCUGGAUACAGUGUCCAGAAGAUCUAGAAAGCAGAGUCGUGCGAUUGUAGAAGCAGCUACCAUUUUGGUAACAGGGAGAAUCCAACAACGAUUUACUGGCUAAAAUCACGCCUCACUUGAUCUUGACGCACUAAUCUUGCAAUUGAAAAGGACGACGACCUCCCCACCAUUGCUAAGCAUGAAGGAUGAUGUCUAUAUUGUUGUGCAAACGACCUGUUUUGGUCUCCGCCUACAGGAUACCAACAACUCAAGUUGGACAAGUGUAACAUGUUGGCCUGUUCGUUGUGCUGAAACACGCAAGUUUCACUCGAGUUUCUCGGUCUGGAUGAAAUGUUACCAGUGGGAUGAUUGUUAAAUAUUGUGGCCUAUUGUUGUCUAUAUUCUCUCUUCUAGAGUAUAUUUUAGUGAUAUCUUAUAACUACUAGUUCGACUAUGGGAUGGACAAGCGGAAAUCUGUUUACGGGCCCUGGCUCAGCUGUACCCUAUAUCACAACUAUUCAACCAUACGAUGAUUUGCGUGGUCACAUGUAUUAAUGGUAGUAUGACCACCGUAUUGUUUGUAUAGGGAUGUGUAUGGAGGAGCGUCGUGUCCAUCGAAAGUUAUAGAUGAGAGUAUGCAUAAGGGUUUAUACACA